Messenger RNA from Phalaenopsis equestris, 351 nucleotides. Its product is annotated as nucleoside diphosphate kinase 1-like. The transcript is spliced from 4 exons. The coding region runs from base 1 to 351 and encodes 116 amino acids. Gene Ontology annotation, molecular function: nucleoside diphosphate kinase activity. The record is from RefSeq and is a predicted model, not a curated record. Gene Ontology annotation, biological process: CTP biosynthetic process; GTP biosynthetic process; UTP biosynthetic process. Lineage: Eukaryota; Viridiplantae; Streptophyta; Magnoliopsida; Asparagales; Orchidaceae.
AUGGAGCAGACUUUCAUCAUGAUCAAGCCUGAUGGCGUCCAUCACAACCUGAUUAGCGAGAUCAUCGGGCGCUUCAAAUGCAGCGGUUUCCACCUGAAAGGGUUGAAGAUUUUAAACGCGGAGCGGUCCAUCGCAGAAAAGCACUACGAGGAUUUGGCGGGAAAGCGAUACUUUCCCGCGCUUGUCGGGCACAUUACCUCUGGCCCUGUGGUAGCCAUGGUUUGGGAGGGAGACAACGUUAUUGUGAAUUGUCGGAAGAUUAUUGGGGCUUCAGAUCCUUCGAAAUGGGAACCCGGAACUGUUCGGGCCGAUUAUGCAAUUGAAUGUGAUCCAUGGAAGCGAUUCAAUUGA